This is a messenger RNA of Lagopus leucura (white-tailed ptarmigan), 4360 nucleotides long. RefSeq names its product synaptotagmin like 3 (gene SYTL3). Lineage: Eukaryota; Metazoa; Chordata; Aves; Galliformes; Phasianidae. The record is from RefSeq and is a predicted model, not a curated record. The coding region runs from base 1049 to 2977 and encodes 642 amino acids. Gene Ontology annotation, cellular component: exocytic vesicle; plasma membrane. Gene Ontology annotation, biological process: intracellular protein transport; exocytosis. Gene Ontology annotation, molecular function: neurexin family protein binding; small GTPase binding. The transcript has 18 exons.
UCUGUCUGCUUUUCUCUGUUUGCUUGUAUGAAUUGAUUUGCCAUUCAGAGCUGAGUAUUUUGUUAUGGAGAAAGAACUGCCUAUGAUACAAGCAGUGUUUUCUGUGUGAGCUCUGGGGACGUUGGGGUUAGUAGUAUUUUCACAUCUAUGGUAUCAGAAGAAGAAAUUACGUGGAACUCAAAACUACUUCUCUUCCUGUGUGUGGCUUGGAGACCAAGUCUAUUUUGCUGUUAUCAGUCAACUUUUGUUUUCUGUUGUGCUAAGUCUCUUCUUGAUGUUAGAAAGAUGACUAACUUCUCUUUGAUUAAUUGUUGCUGGUGACAAAACUAGAGACUGCAAAAACUGUUACAACACUGGAACUCUUUGAUUGCUUCUGUUUUGAGGAUGCUCUUGUGUACGUACUUUAGUCUAAUUUUGGUGGAGGGCAACUACUGAUUUUCUUUCAGGGAAGAUAAGUAAAUAGCAGGAGUGCUACUCAUCUCUUAAAGCAGUUUGCUUCCACACAUCUUCCUUUGAAAAGGUUGUAUUGACUUAAACAGCACCAAAGGCUCUGAGCAUCAGUCAGUCAAUCCUUGGUCAUAUCCUUGAGGAGAAAGAUUAAAGCAGAUCCUGAAAUUCCAAAUCUAUAAGACCAAGUGAAGCUAACCAUUCUCCCAGAUCCUUUGUGCUGGCUGUCAGUGAAUUCUCCCUCCACCUGGUGGCAGUUGAAGCCAUACCCGGGACCUUGCUGAAAGCUCUCAUCCCUUUUGGAACCACUCUGCAAAGAGCAAGUUCUUUGAUGUGAAAAAGUCAAGGCUGCUGUGACCUUGCUUGUUCAUAUUCCCUGGAUAGCAGAGACACUUAAAUGAUGCCUUGUGUGAAGACAGCCACAGUUAUUUUUUUCUUCAAGAGUGUGACGCAGCAAAACCUAUCACCAAUGGAGUGAGAAGACAGGCAACACUUGAUAAACACUCAGAUCUCUGAAGAGCCCCAUUAUAUUCUCUAAUGUAGUAGCCAUUGUUCUGGAUGUGGUAGACCAGUAAGUCAGGAGUUGUGAAAUUUGGGGAAAAUGGCCUGUGAGUUUAAUCUAAACUUCCUUAAGGAAUUGGAGCGAGAGGCUGUUCUGGAAGUCCUGUACCGUGACCAGAUGGUGAGAAAAACAGAGGAAGAAAGAGUAAGGAAACUGAAAAUGCAGCUGCACCAGCUUCGAUGGAAAGGGGCAAGAAAUGUAAGCCAGGAAUACCGAGAGAGGUCCUGUGCUCGCUGCCAGAAAUCCCUUGGAUUGCUGCUGAACAGAGGUGCGGUGUGCAAUGGGUGCAGCCAUCGAGUGUGCUCUGAGUGCCGCGUCUGCCUGAAUCCCUCCCUUUGGAAAUGCACCGUUUGUUAUGCUCAUGGAGAUGUGAAAGUAAAGGCUGGUGAAUGGUUCUUUGAGGAACGAGCAAAGAAAUAUCCAGAUGAAGGCAGGCAUGAAACAGCUGGUGCAAAGCUCUUGAAAUCUUAUCAGAAACUGAGUAAAAUUUCUGUUGUACCUCCAACUCCACCUCCUUACACUGAAUCCACAGCAGGAAGUAAUGCUAAGGAACUUGGACAGUCUAAAAGUUUUAAUAAAUCUGUGGAAAACUUGUUUUUGUCUCUCACAACACACAUAAAGAAGAUCUCCAAGUCCCAGAAUGAUAUGGCUGACAGAAGUCUGCUAACGACAGAUUAUGGACAUAACGUGGAAAGAAGGAAGCAGAGGAGGAGCCAGUCUGACACUGCCAUCAACAUUACAAGCAGGAAGAAAAGUACACCCAGUCUUCAAGAUCUCUUCUAUGGGGCUCAAAAUGAUAAUGACAUUCUUACCAAAAGGAAUUGCAAGCAAGAGGAAGACAUAACAACCAGUCCCACAAGUGAUGCUGUUUUCUGUGAUGGCAGGAAACAUGGGAGUUUGUAUAGUCUUAACAGCACUUGCACUGAAUCCGGCAACUUUGGCAAAGUGAACAUCACAGGAGAAAUAGAGUUUGCCAUAAGAUACAUCUUUAAGGCUUGCAUCUUAGAAAUUUGCAUCAGAGGAUGCAAGAAUCUGGCUUAUGGAGAGGAGAGAAAGAAAAAAUGUAACCCGUAUGUCAAGGUUUAUUUACUUCCUGAUAAAUCUUCUCGGAGUAAGCGGAAGACAGCUGUCAAAAAGAACACAGUGGAUCCAGAAUUUGAUGAGACCUUAAAGUGCCUGAGUAAUGCAGAGCUGAUAGACAAUGAGAGCCAUGUCCAAGCUGGCUGUGUAAAUGUUCAGUACAAGAUCGAGCGCUCCCAGCUGGGAAGCCGGCAGCUUCAGAUCUCUGUGUGGCAUGCAGGAGCACUCAAGUACAGGGUGUUUUUGGGAGAAGUGGUGAUUCCAUUGGCAGCGUGGAGUUUUGAAGACAGCUCAAUGGGGUCAUUCAACUGGUACCAGCUCCAGUCCAAGCAUGAAAAGCCUGAAGAUAAUCUUAUUCAAUACAGUGGAGAACUCCUGGUGUCUGCAAGAUUGUCGGUACCAGCCCAGUAUAAAAAUUUCCAGUUUGGAAGGUGGAUGAUGGAAGGAAAAAAAGACCAAGAAUUUUCCAACUGCCAGCUUCAGGUUAUGAUAUUUGGGGCCAGGAACUUGCCUGUGCUGAGAUCUGCUGGAAUGCUGAACUCGUUUGUUAAAGGCUGUCUUCUCCUUUCAGACCAAGCAGAGUUAAAGCAAAAGUCACCUGUGGUGAAGAAAGAAGACUGUCCUCAGUGGAAACACUUGUUUGUCUUUGAUGUUACCCCAGCUCAGCUACAGCAGUCAUGUCUACACUUGACUGUCUGGGACCAGUCAACUUUUGGCUCACGUGAUCAGUUCCUAGGGGGAGUCAAGCUGGGUGCAAAGCAAUUGCUUGGUUUUGCAGACCCCAGUUCACCGUCAGUGCUUCAGUGGGAAGAAGUGUUGCGCAGGCCAAACACGUGGAUGGACUUUACACUGAUACUGCAUUCAAAUAUGGAAAACUUUAAAUCAUGAAGAUAAUGGCCUGCCUUCCCUUCUCAGGGGGUGAUGUUCAGGGUUGGAGUGGUGCAUAUACAUUCUAAGCAUGGUGAAAGGGUACACAACAGUACCUACUUCUGUGUUGGGGGAAUUGAGUUGUAAGUUUGAAUGGUUGUGAUACUGAAGGUUUUAUUUCUCAAAAAUCUAAAGCUUUGUUAUCUUAUCUUGCUCUUCACCUAGAGAUAAAGGUUAAUAUUGUUUCUCAGGAGUAACAAACUGAAAGGCAUUAUGCUGACAAGGCACUAGUAGACAGAUGGUAUGCAGCUUUCUCUUUCUGGACACAGAGCUACAGUUGUUCAAACACAGAUAAGGAAUAUUGCAUAGAGAUAAAUGAUCAUUUUCUUAUUAAAAAAAAAGUUAUUUCACUCCAGUUUUCAUGCUUUGUCACUGAAGGGAAGUAAAAACUACCUCCUAUCUUAUUGCAAAAUUAUAACAAGCAGUACUUCAGAACUAUCUCCAGUGCCCAUACUACUGAUCCGAAAACAAUUUGGCCUGCAUGCCUCACAGCUUUCCAAUGUGUGCUGUGCUAACUGGUUAGUUAUAAAUUCUCCUUUGGUGGGAGGAGUGCGGCACAUCAGCUAAUAGAAUAAAUGCUGAUAGAGAAAGUUCCUUGUUUUUACCAGCAGCUGCUGUCAACUGGUGUUAACAAGUCAGAUGGAUCCAUAUGGUGUAUGGCACAGCUCAGCUUAUCACUUAUUCAUGUGAACUGGUGGAAAUGCACGCUGCCUGUUCCCUUUGCCUCCAGUGAAGCAGCGUUACAGUCAGAAACCUCAUCUAUACAGCUUUACCUGGUGCUGCUGUUACUUACCUCUCCCUUGGGGCUGAGGUGAAGAUGGUCACCAUUUGUCAGUACAGCAAGUAUUAUCCCUUCGUGCCAGCUCAGCGGUGUUUAAGGAUGUAACAAAGAAGGGAAGCAUGCACUUGCCUUGGAAGCCAGAAGUCAGCACCCUUUUUCACUAAAAUGCACUCAUGAAACACUCAACUCAAAAUCCUUUGUUACUUUGCAGAUCUUUUAUUUAGAUGUUUGCUGCUGCAAAUAAAAAAAAAAUAACACCACACAAGAAGAUUCAACUCGAGUAUAAAGCAGCACAGAUGUUGUAAAUGGAAGAGAAGAGCUGACACCAUGCUGUAUCUCACUUUCUAACAGAUUUUCAAGGAAAAGGGGGAGAUCAGUGGGGAAGGAAUGGUCACAGAAAUGCUCUCUAAUAGAGAGAUACACCUGUGAUAUAAACAAGCAGUCCCUUCAUGUUUGGAGUCUGAAACUUUAAAUCAAACACUUAAAAAAUUAGAAAAUUUGUUAGAAAAAUAGGUGCAGUAAAAUUGUAUAUAUUGGAUCCAUGUGUACAUAUCAAUUUUCAU